Parnassius apollo (apollo) is the source of this 813-nucleotide messenger RNA. The record is from the annotation of a GenBank genome assembly. NCBI's taxonomy places the organism in Eukaryota, Metazoa, Arthropoda, Insecta, Lepidoptera, Papilionidae.
AUGAGUGAGCAGGAUAUUGAUAUAGAUUUUCUCAUAUCCUUGGUCCAAGAAAGACCCAUUAUAUGGGAUAAAUCACACGAACAUUACAGUGAUAAAUUUCGUAAAGCGAAUGAAUGGGUAGCUGUUUGUAAAAAAAUAUUUCAAGAUUACGAGGAGUUUGAGGAUCAAAAAAAGAACAAGAUUGGGGCAAAACAAUUGAAAAAAUAUCAUUAUUACAAUCGGUUGCUGUUUUUGAUGAAAGUUGCCCAAAAUAAAACUGACAGUAGCCUUGAAAUGGUGUCUGAAGAAACGGAACGAAAUGAAAACACAGCAUCAUCUUCUCCAUUUCCUACAAAAGAAAUGUCCUCGUUACCCCCAGGUCCUUCUCGCUACGUGCCUGCAAGCCGUAAGAGAUCAAACCAAGCAAUAGAUGAUUUCGAGGCGCAAGCAUUAGAAGCGUUGCAAGAGAAAGAAAACCGCCACUUAUCAUUUUUCAAAGGAAUUUUGCCUUCUUUGGACAGCUUUACGGAAUUACAAACUUUGACAUUCCAAAGCAAAGUUAUAAAUAUCAUUACCGAAAUUCGGUUCGGGGAACAGACUCAAUCAACAACAUGGCAGUCGCACGGAUAUCAAACUGGACAACAGUAUCAAGCAACACCAUUGCAGUCACGCGGAUAUCAAACUGGACAACAUGCCCAGUCACCAUCGCCAUCGUCGUAUCGAACAGAUGAAUUCGAAGCUACCUACUCAACCAACACUACGAUUAAUAAUUUUACUGAUGAUAGUCAAGAAGAAGAUUAUAACUUUGCUUUGUUGCCUAAUAGUAAUACUUAA